This is a messenger RNA of Hermetia illucens (black soldier fly), 2164 nucleotides long. Its product is annotated as esterase B1-like. The record is from RefSeq and is a predicted model, not a curated record. The transcript is spliced from 7 exons. Bases 355 to 2013 code for a protein of 552 amino acids. NCBI's taxonomy places the organism in Eukaryota, Metazoa, Arthropoda, Insecta, Diptera, Stratiomyidae.
CAAGAAGAUCCGCACGAAAUUGAAUCGACGAAACUGCGACUAUAUUUAGUUUUCUACCAGCGCUAGUACAGCGUGUAUUUGACGAGAUUCAGUGGUUCCUGGAGUCAAACUUCUGCCAAUAUAAUCCAAAAUUUGGUAAAAUUUUAGGAGUGGAUCAAACAUUUGUAUCUGCACGAUACACGCGGCGUCUUUUGAAAUAGAUCACAGUUGACUGUCAUUGUCAAAAUAGUAGCCAAGAUUUUGCAGGGAUUUUGACGACGUGCCAAAAUUCUCAAAGUUUGUCAUCAACUUGAAAUUUUGUACGGGGACAACUCGCUGCGGUGUGUAAAUUGAGUGGCCUAGAACGACGGCACAAUGUUUAAAAUUGCGUUCAAAUAUAUCGGCUUCCGCUAUCGCCAACAUCGGCGGAAAACUAGCGAAAAAUUGGUAGUUGAAACCGUCUAUGGUCCUGUGCGAGGAGUGAAAAGAAUUUCAUGUUGGGAUGAUCCAUAUUACAGUUUCGAAAGGAUACCUUAUGCAAAACCACCGGUUGGGGAGCUUCGAUUCGCAGAACCUAUCCCACCGGAGCCCUGGAUUGAAAUAUUGGAUGGUACUGGAGAAGGGCCCAAACCGGUCCAAGCUGAAUUUGGUUCGAAAAGAAUAGCUGGAGCAGAGGAUUGUUUAUUUGUUAAUGUAUUUACUAAGGAGGUAAAUCCCUCGGUACCUAAGCCGGUUAUGGUGUGGAUCCACGGCGGAGGGUUUGUAGGUGGAUCAACAUCCCGUGACCUUUACAGUCCAGACUAUUUCCUGAGUAGAGAUGUCGUACUUGUAUCAGUAGCAUAUCGCUUGGGAUUGUUUGGUUUCUUAUCCAUGAAAGACCCAUCUUUGAAGGUUCCAGGUAACGCUGGAUUAAAGGAUCAGAUCUUGGGUUUAAAGUGGGUUCAGCAGAAUAUCUCGAAAUUCGGAGGCGAUCCCAAUAAUGUGACAAUCUUCGGUGAAAGCGCUGGUGGAGCGUCUGUCCAUCUGCUGGCAUUGACUGAAAAGACCAAGGGAUUGUUCCAUCGCGUGAUUUGUAUGUCCGGAUCAGCUUUUGCUUUCUGGGCUACACCACCUGUGAGAAAUUGGUCUUUCCGCAUUGCUAAAGAUUUAGGUUUCAAAGGUGAAGAUAAUGAAUUGGAGAUUUUGAAUUUUCUGCGUAGCGUGGAUAGUAGGAAAUUAGCUGCAGCCGAAGACAGAGCAGUAAGUAAAGAAGAAUCAUAUGCAGGAUAUAUAUGGUGCUCAUAUCCGGUCGUUGAGCCAUAUGUGACCGAUCAAUGUGUAAUUCCUCGGGAGCCGAUAUUGAUGGCACAUGAUUCGUGGAGCAACAGCAUUCCAAUGAUUAUCGGUUGUACUUCGAGGGAGGGAAUAUUCUUUCGAAAUCUUACCCCUCCAGGUAUUUAUGAGCAAUGGGAAAGCGAUCCCACAUUGAUGCUUCCAUUCGACUUGAAGUCUGAUCCUAACAGCGAAAGAUUUAAAGAACUGGGCGAACGUCUUAAAAAGGAAUCCUUUGGGACCGAGAAGAUAACUGACGAUAAUUACAUUAAUUUUAUAUCCAACAAAUUCUUUUGGCAUCCGGCGCAACGAACGGUUCUAUCUCGUCAGAAGUACGCGACGGCCCCUACUUAUUUAUAUGUUUUCGAUUUCGAUUCUCCCAAUUACGGCCUUAUCAAGACAUUGAGCUCAAUCAAUUUACCUGGCGUUUCACAUGGCGAUGAUUUGGGCUAUUUAUUUUUGAAUAUGGCGCUCCCGGAAACACAACCUGAUUCUCCUGAGCGGAAAGUAAUUCAGAAAUUUAUUGCUUUAUGGACACAAUUUGCCCGAAAUGGUGAUCCUAAUUGUGAGGAAAUUGCACCUGUUAAAUGGGAACCGGUGGAAUCUAAUGAAACCCCUCAUAGAACUUUAAUAAUCAAUUUAGAACCGUCUUUCAAGGAAAACCCCUUCGCCAAAAUUUUAAAGUUUUGGGACGGAUUGUACGAUGAAAAUAAAUUGGCUUAGUGUGCAGGUUCUUUGCUGUUGUUGCCAAUUAAAGGCAAUAGCAAAACUUUUCUUUUAAAUUCAGGAAAUUAUACUUUUAUAUUUUAUAACCAGAAAUAUGAAUAAAUCCAUAUCCAAAGUUAUUUCAAAUAAUAAUAUUUGUAAUAAUGAA